UUCAGGGAGUUCUUUUUGUUUCUAGUUGCGGCCCUCUUGUUAAUUUCUCUAGCGGUUGCUAACGCCCCGGCAAAUCAGAGACAGACCUUAACUAUCCACGAAGGAUCCAGACGGUUCCCUGCCUCCGUCCUGGUGCCAGAGUUUGUGGCUGGCUUUUUUUGGGCUACGCUGGGCAGGCCACGGAGACCCUAUGCUCAUAGCGGUGCUCGCGCGGGGCAGGUUGGGGCCACGCCGCUCCGCAAGCAGGCCUUAACUAAGGUUAAAAGGCUAAGUCCCGUGUCCCUUCCAGCUCCACUCUUGCAAAGCCCGGGAGCCCGAAGUCAUCCCGCGUUCCUCGGGCUUGGAGGCCCCGGCCCGGGCGCGCGUCCGACACAGCGGAGGUCCCCUAGCGCCCCCUACAGCCACGCGCGGGGUGAGACGGCGCAGGGUCCUGUUCCUCCGCACCACGCCCGGGACCCCACCCAGCGGCGGGCGCCCCGAGACCGCGCGAGCGCCCGCACCUCCCGGCUGCAGAAACGGAUCGUGGGGCCCGGCGGGCGUGCUGCAUCCCAGAUCAACUCAGAUUGCUCCGCCCGCGGCGGCCCGACUUCCCCUCCCUUCCUCUGUCCCUCCCUUCCUCCCUCCCUCCUUCCCUCCCGCCCGCCGGCGCCGGACACGCCGCACUUCUCUUGGGGCGCUCUUCCCCUUGGCCGACCGUCUCAUCCCGCGCAACUUUGGGACAGCGGCCUUUUGGUGUUGAAUGUUCCCCUCCGAGAGCGCAUGGCUGGGGAAGCGAGGUGCUGGCCGGGUCCCCGAGGGGCCGCCGUCCGGGAGGCGGUGUUGCUGCCGCUGCUGCUGCUGUGCCUGGGCGUCCCGACCGGGCGCCCCUACAACGUGGACACCGAGAGCGCGCUGCUCUACCAGGGCCCCCCCAACACCCUGUUCGGUUAUUCGGUGGUGCUGCACAGCCACGGGGCGAACCGAUGGCUCGUAGUGGGGGCGCCCACCGCCAGCUGGCUCGCCAACGCUUCAGUGGUCAAUCCUGGCGCGAUUUACAGAUGCAAGAUCGGAGAGAAUCCAGACCUGACGUGCGAACAGCUCCAGCUGGGUAGCCCUACUGGAGAACCUUGUGGAAAGACAUGUCUGGAAGAAAGAGACAAUCAGUGGUUGGGGGUCACACUUUCCAGACAGCCAGGAGAAAAUGGCUCCAUCGUGGCUUGUGGGCAUAGAUGGAAAAAUAUAUUUUAUAUAAAGAAUGAAAAUAAGCUCCCUACGGGUGUUUGCUAUGGAAUGCCCCCUGAUUUACGAACAGAACUGAGCAAAAGAAUAGCUCCGUGUUAUCAAGAUUAUGUGAGAAAAUUUGGAGAAAAUUUUGCAUCAUGUCAAGCUGGAAUAUCUAGUUUUUACACUGAGGAUUUAAUUGUGAUGGGAGCCCCAGGAUCAUCUUAUUGGACUGGCUCUCUUUUUGUCUACAAUAUAACUACAAAUAAGUACAAGGCUUUUUUAGACAAAGAUAAUGAAGUAAAAUUUGGAAGUUAUUUAGGCUACUCCGUUGGAGCUGGUCAUUUUCGGAGUCCGCAUACUACCGAAGUAGUUGGAGGAGCCCCUCAACAUGAACAGAUUGGUAAAGCAUACAUAUUCAGCAUCGAGGCCAGAGAACUAAACAUCUUACAUGAAAUGAAAGGUAAAAAGCUUGGCUCCUAUUUUGGAGCUUCUGUCUGUGCCGUGGACCUCAACGCAGACGGCUUCUCAGACCUCCUCGUGGGAGCUCCCAUGCAGAGCAUCAUCAGGGAGGAAGGCAGAGUGUUUGUGUAUAUCAACUCUGGCUCAGGAGCAGUAAUGAACGAAAUGGAAACAGAGCUCCUUGGAAGUGACAAAUAUGCUGCAAGAUUUGGGGAAUCUAUUGUUAAUCUUGGAGACCUUGAUAAUGAUGGCUUUGAAGAUGUUGCAAUUGGAGCUCCACAGGAAGAUGGCUUGAGAGGUGCUAUUUAUAUUUACAACGGCCGAGCAGAUGGGGUCUCACCAACGUUCUCACAGAGAAUUGAGGGACUUCAAAUCAGCCAAUCAUUAAGUAUGUUUGGACAGUCUAUAUCUGGACAAAUUGAUGCAGAUAAUAAUGGAUAUGUAGAUGUGGCAGUUGGUGCUUUUCGGUCUGAUUCUGCUGUGCUGCUGAGGACAAGACCCGUAGUGAUUGUUGAAGCUUCUUUAAAACAUCCUGAGUCAGUAAAUAGAACAAAUUUUGACUGUGUUGAAAAUGGAUUGCCUUCUGUGUGCAUGGAUCUAACACUCUGUUUCUCAUACAAGGGCAAAGAGGUUCCAGGUUAUAUUGUUUUGUUCUAUAACAUGAGUCUGGAUGUGAACCGGAAGAUAGAAUCUCCAUCAAGAUUUUACUUUUCUUCUAAUGGAACAUCUGAUGUGAUUACAAGCAGCAUGAAAGUGUCAAGCAAAGUAGCUAACUGCAGAACACAUCAAGCAUUUAUGCGGAAAGAUGUGCGGGACAUCCUCACCCCAAUUCAGAUUGAAGCUGCUUACCACCUUGGGCAUCACGUCAUCAGUAAACGAAGUACAGAGGAAUUCCCCCCACUUCAACCAAUUCUUCAGCAAAAGAAAGAAAAAGACAGAAUUGAAAAAACGAUAAAUUUUGCAAGAUUUUGUGCCCACCAAAAUUGCUCUGCUGACUUACAGGUUUCUGGGAGAAUUGGAUUUUUUAAGCCACAUGAAAAUAAGACCUAUCUUGCUGUUGGAAGUAUGAAGACCUUGAUGUUGAACGUGUCCUUGUUUAAUGCUGGAGAUGAUGCGUACGAAACGACUCUGCACAUCAGACUCCCCUCCGGUCUUUACUUCGUUAAGAUUUUAGAUCUGGAAGAGAAACAAAUAAACUGUGAAGUAACAGACAGUGCUGGCUUAGUGAAACUCGACUGCAGUGUUGGAUAUAUAUAUGUAGAUCACCUAUCAAGGAUAGAUAUUAGCUUUCUCUUGGAUGGGAGCUCACUCAGCAGAGCAGAAGAGGAUCUCAACAUCACAGUGCAUGCCACCUGUGCAAAUGAAGGAGAAAUGGACAAUCUGAAGCGUAACAAAGUGACUUUAGCAAUACCUCUCAAGUAUGAAGUCAUGCUAUCUGUUCAUGGGUUUGUAAACCCAACUUCAUUUGUGUAUGGACCAAAGGAAGAAAAUGAGCCUGAAACAUGCAUGUCAGAAAAAAUGAACUUCACUUUUCAUGUUAUCAACACUGGCCAUAGCAUGGCUCCAAAUGUUAGUGUGGAAAUAAUGGUACCAAAUUCUUUUGCCCCCCAAACUGAUAAGCUGUUCAACCUUUUGGAUGUCCAGACUACUGCUGGAGAUUGCCAUUUUAAAAGUUAUCAAAGAAAGUGUGCAUUAGAGCAGGAUAAAGGUCCACUGGAGACCCUGAAAGACAUUUUCAGAUUCUUGUCAAAGACUGAUAAGAAGCUAUUGUUCUGCAUAAAAGCUGAUCCAUACUGUUUAAGUCUUUUAUGUAAUUUUGGGAAUAUGGAAAGUGGAAAAGAAGCCAGUGUUCACAUGCAGUUGGAAGGCCGCCCAUCUCUUUCAGAAAUGGAUGAGACUUCAGCGCUCACAUUUGAGAUAAGAGCAACGGCUUUUCCAGAGCCUAAUCCAAAAGUUAUUGAACUAAACAAGGAUGAAAAUGUUGCACAUGUUUUCCUUGAAGGACUACAUCAUCAAAGACCCAAACGUCAUUUCACAAUAGCAAUUAUUUCAAGUAGCUUGCUACUUGGCCUUAUUUUACUUUUAUUGAUUUCAUAUGUUAUGUGGAAGGUUGGUUUCUUUAAAAGACAGUACAAAUCUAUCCUACAAGAAGAAAACAGAAGAGACAGUUGGAGUUACGUUAACAGCAAAAGCAAUGAUGAUGAUUGAAGACAUCUUUCAAAUUGAGAGGACAACGGACUCAGGUUAACCAAAGAAACUUAAGAUGUUGUUUACAACACUGACUUCUUCUAUGUACUUCUUUUACUCAUGACCUUGUGACAUAUUGGAUCUCCAUGCAAAUGAAAAAUCUACGCAAUGAUUAGUCUUCGAGAGGAAAAUAACUGCAAAGGGAAUAUUUAAUAUAUCCAAAGAGAAUCUUUCAGCUCUUAAAUGGAUAGAAAAACACUAAAGCAUUCAAUUUAUUCAAGGUAAGUAAUCCCUCGAAGAUAUUGCAUCUGAAUUCAAUCAUAUUGAAGAAGUAAACAACUCAUUUGGAGAAGUCUUGGACUUGAAAUAGCAUUCCUUUAAAAGAAAUUAUUUACCAUAUGUGCUUGCUUCAGUAAAAUAAAUUCCAUGGCUAGGUAAUGAUUCAUUUCUAAUAGAUCUUUGAGACUUGUUUGAAAAAUCCUGCUAAAUAUCUUCAGAGAACAUACUUCUAAGAGCUGUUCCUAAAUUUUUGAAUGGAUACAAGAAGACCACUAAUGUUUUAAAAGUGGAUUUUAUCUUUAAACACCUUUAUUUGUAAUACCUUCAUGAUGGGCUCUGAUUUAUUCAGACUAUGUAGGAGGAUUAUGAUCCUGAUUAGCAAACUUCAGAAUGAACUUAUACACUGGUUUGAGCUUAAUAAGAUGACUUCUGAAUAAUUGUUUAUACAGCUAUGGGUUUUUUUUUUCUUUCUGUAUAUAUACAUAAUGUUUUAAAAGAAUAUAUGUUUAUAGAGGUAUAAAUCUGCUAGUCAUCUUAGAACACAUUUUUAUUAAGGGUACCCAGGAGUAAAUUUCUAAAAUCCAUUUUCAGUGAAAUUUUUUUGCUUAUGAAAACAAUACUUAAAAAUUCUAAUUUAUAUUCUGAAACAUUGUGAAUGUUGCACUUUAGCUGAUAUUUCAAAUAUUAAUACACUGAUAUAUGUAAAAUAUGGAAACUGUACCUCACUAAUGACUCUUAAAACCAAAACUCUACAAAGAGCCUGAUUAGAGGCCAGUAUUUCAUAUAAAUUAGAUACUGAGUAAAAUAUUGACUAUCAAAUUAAGCAAAUGCACCUCCUUGCUUAGAUGUUACUCUUUCUCUUCAAAACUAUGUAUUAAAUGUGUUUUUAUCAGGUCUAUAAGAACAUUCUCUUCUGCAUGGAACUAGAGAAACAAAAUUUAGAAAUCUAACUUUACCGAUUUUGCUUGUUUUCAGUGAAUAAAAUGAGCCAUCAAAAUUUCCA
Lynx canadensis (Canada lynx) is the source of this 5131-nucleotide messenger RNA. It is a transcript of the gene ITGA4, whose product is annotated as integrin subunit alpha 4. Gene Ontology annotation, biological process: cell-matrix adhesion; cell adhesion mediated by integrin; integrin-mediated signaling pathway. Lineage: Eukaryota; Metazoa; Chordata; Mammalia; Carnivora; Felidae. Gene Ontology annotation, cellular component: integrin complex; external side of plasma membrane. The record is from RefSeq and is a predicted model, not a curated record. The coding region runs from base 760 to 3870 and encodes 1036 amino acids. The transcript has 28 exons. Gene Ontology annotation, molecular function: integrin binding.